This is a messenger RNA of Photinus pyralis (common eastern firefly), 783 nucleotides long. RefSeq names its product protein OPI10 homolog. The record is from RefSeq and is a predicted model, not a curated record. The transcript is spliced from 4 exons. Gene Ontology annotation, cellular component: nucleus; cytosol. Lineage: Eukaryota; Metazoa; Arthropoda; Insecta; Coleoptera; Lampyridae. Gene Ontology annotation, molecular function: nuclear import signal receptor activity; Hsp70 protein binding. Bases 107 to 697 code for a protein of 196 amino acids. Gene Ontology annotation, biological process: protein import into nucleus.
UAUAGAAUGCUUGUUGUAGGUGUAUGCAAAAUGCAAAUGUUUCAUGACCGCCCAUGUCAAAAAUCUUGUAUUUUGUAAAAACCAUAAAUAAACAGAAAGUAAAGCAAUGGCUAUGUUUGGGAUUAUAGUUUCAGGACGGCUGGUUAGCACAGAAUUUCAGCAAAUAAAUGAGAAACAAUUUCUUACAACAAUUGUUGAUGCUGACAAUAUUAAUCAUGUAGUUAUAUUCCUUACUGGAGCAGUGCCAUUUCCAGAAGGUACAUCAGGACAAGUGUUUUUCAGCUGGCCCGAUCCGAAUGCGCCCCCAAACUGGCAACUCUUAGGUUACAUUUCCAACUUGAAACCUUCGGUGAUAUUUCGAAUUUCCAGUUUAAAGAAAUUGGACGAAAUGGGCGACUUUAUGAACACGAGCACGUUCGGUCAACAAGCUAUCUGUCAUAAUGCCCAAAUCGGUAUAUCUAUAGAAUCUAACGAAAUCAUCCAAGAUGGCCCCCAACACACUGAUGCCACUUCGUAUGUUAACUUUGCGCAGAAAAUGUUACAGAAUUUUAUUAACUACACGCUGAGUUAUUCCAUUAACCAAGCGCAUAUGCUGGCUGAUCCCACAGCGACUUAUGUUCCGUUGUCAACCGUUCAAAACUGGUAUACUAACUUUGAAAGGCGUCUGACUCAAAACCCACACUUUUGGAAGUCUUAGUUUAAGUUUACUUUUGUAAUUGCGUUAUGGGUUCAGUUAUUGUCACAUUUCUAUUAAAAUAAAAUAUAAAUUUUUACCAAUAACAA